UUGAGUGCACGUAAAGAGGCAGAUGAAACGAACACAGGUGCAGUAUUACUGAAAUUGGACAACGUUGAAAAUGAUGUACCAACAGUUGCAUGUUAUAAGCUGACUGCCAUUGCUGCGCCGCUAAUGAAUCAUUUGAAAGCAAUGAUGCAAGAGCUCGCUGACGGGACAGACAGGGCAGGUAGCGAGGAGACGUUGGCAGAAGGUACAGAAUGCAAGCAGCUAAUUUCGGAUGCUGAAGCGGAAAGGCGUAAGCGAUUGCAAACGAAACGACAGCGCAAUACAGCUGUGACUCUGUCCGCCGCAUUCCUUUGGCGUGAACUUCAUGGAACUCCGUACAGGUGUCGUUCCAAUCAGCAAAUAACAGUCCUGCUCAUUGGGCACGAUGCUGUUUGGAGCGAAUCUCAUCAAGACCAUUCAAACGUCAGUUUGGAGCUCUGA
Gongylonema pulchrum is the source of this 438-nucleotide messenger RNA. The record is from the annotation of a GenBank genome assembly. Lineage: Eukaryota; Metazoa; Nematoda; Chromadorea; Rhabditida; Gongylonematidae.